AUGCGAGCCGUGGUUAAGAAGAUCCAGGACUUACGGCAUCUAGGUAUCGAAAAUCAUGGCUUGCCACUGCCAAAGAUCGUCGUCGUCGGUGACCAGAGUGUCGGGAAAAGUUCACUCAUCGAGGGCAUGAGUGAGAUCAAAGUCCCGAGGAGUGCUGGGUGCUGUACAAGGUGCCCUUUGGAAAUCAAUCUGGCGGAGAGCGACUCUGCUGAUUCCCCAUGGACGUGUAAAGUUUUACUCAUGAAAAAGUACGUCUUUGACAGCUCUGGACGCGCGCAACGGGCGACCCAUGCCAAACCGCUAGGACCAUGGAUUGAACAAGACCCUGAGGAGCUCCACUUCGCUACGCUGACGGAUAAGGCUGCUCUCCAAGAACACCUCAAGUGGGCUCAGCUAGCCACUCUCAACCCGGGACGCAGUCAUACCGACUUCGUGCCGGGCGACGACCAGGACGCGGAUGGAACUUACACUCAGGUCAAGUUUUCUCCCAACGUCGUCCGCCUGGACAUCACAGCUCCUAGGUUUCCGAACUUAUCUUUUUACGACCUACCCGGCGUCAUAAACGUCGCGGAAAUUGACGAAGAGAAAUACCUCGUUACGUUGGUCGAGAAUUUGGUCAAGGAAUAUAUCCGCGCUCAGAAUUGCAUUGUCCUACUUACCCUGCCAAUGACGGAUGACGCAACAAACUCUAGCGCCGCACGAAUCAUCCGCGAUAUUCCCGGUGCUAGAAAGCGAACUCUAGGCGUCUUGACCAAGCCAGAUCGCGUCGAGCUCAAGAAUGGAAAUGAGUAUGAUCAGUGGCGCGAAAUCCUACGAGGGGAGAAGUUCUCAACCGGACACGGAUAUUACGUUGUCCAAAACAAUCCUGAUCCAAGAGUCGACCAUGCAACUGCCCGUGAAGAAGAGCUUCACUUUUUUUCACACCCGCCCUGGCAAACGGAGCUAGUCGAAUACAAUGACCGAUUCGGCACUCGUCGUCUGCAGGCGGCCCUCUCGAGGCUUCUCCUGAAACAGAUCCAAGAUUCCCUGCCCGGUAUCAUUGAUAAGAUCAAUACACAAGCUAGACAUGUUCAGAAUGAACUUAGCAAGUUGCCGAAUCCGCCAUCUGCCAACAUACCCUACAUUUUGUGCCAGAAGCUUAACGUCUUCAUGAACAAUGUCCAGUUGCAUGUCGAUGGUGGUUUACCUAAGUUCCCCUUCCUCAAGCGAUGGGGCUCACUCGCUUCUGAAUUCAAGUUGUACCUUGCCGAAUCUAGACCUACCGUACGUUUGCUCGAAUCUUCCGUUGAUCUUCAGGCCCCAUCGGCCAGUCCAGAUGGCCCGAAUGACGAUACAGCUGCCGAUGCUCAAGCAAACGGCAAACGUAAAUUUAAGGAGAACGGCUCAAACAAAGAAACCGACCUGAAACGGAUGAAAGUAGGAGAUGUGUCCAAUGGCCAUGCGUCUACAAAAUCCAUGGUUCAAGCCAAUGGCCAUUUCGAUUGCUUUGCAAGACCAGCAAAAACUUUCACCCUCGAAGAAAUUCGUAAUGUGAACACGGAUACCUAUGUCUCUGGCGUUCCUGGCCUUGGAAACCCCCAUGCAGUUGAAGCCAUCAACAAAAUCAGCGUGUCUCACUGGAGCGACCCAAUGAAAACAUUCCUGAACGUUACAGUUGAACACUUUGAGCAGGCCGAAGAACAUUUCAAUAUUGAAUGUCUGAAGCCAUUUACAAUGGCAAAUGAUCUGUUUCAGCGUGUUCAAGAGGAAACUUAUGACACGUUCUACAAGAAGCGCCAUGCUGCUAGAGCUAAAUGCUAUGCCAAAACUAUCGACGGGUACCACUUGGUUACAGGCCUACGGACUAAGACUGAUCCGAAUAAGGUGACCAAGGAGGAGCUGGGCCCUGACGAGUUUGCAAAGGAGCUGGAAAUUAUGAGUGCCUCACGCGCUUACUAUGACAUUGCUUCAUCGCGGUUUGUCGAUACCACUUGCCAGAACAUUUACAUCAAACUGUUCAUGCGCUGUCGGGAUGAAUUGCGGGACGUCAUCGAACACAAGCUCGGGAUCCUAGAGGAAAAUGCCUCCGAAAGGUGCCAGGAACUGAUAGCGGAAGAUCGCGGGCGACAGAUCAGACGCACCCACCUGCAAAAGGAGAAGGAGAAGCUCGACAAGGCUCAAGAGUGGUUGAAAGUCGCGGAGAAGACCCCUGAGCCGCUUUUCUGCGAACCUGCUCCUUGA
This is a messenger RNA of Arthroderma uncinatum, 2220 nucleotides long. RefSeq names its product dynamin family protein. Gene Ontology annotation, molecular function: GTP binding; microtubule binding; GTPase activity. Gene Ontology annotation, cellular component: cytoplasm; microtubule; membrane. The record is from RefSeq and is a predicted model, not a curated record. The coding region runs from base 1 to 2220 and encodes 739 amino acids. NCBI's taxonomy places the organism in Eukaryota, Fungi, Ascomycota, Eurotiomycetes, Onygenales, Arthrodermataceae. The transcript has 5 exons.